Penicillium atrosanguineum is the source of this 819-nucleotide messenger RNA. It is a transcript of the gene midA, whose product is annotated as putative cell wall protein. NCBI's taxonomy places the organism in Eukaryota, Fungi, Ascomycota, Eurotiomycetes, Eurotiales, Aspergillaceae. The coding region runs from base 1 to 819 and encodes 272 amino acids. The transcript has a single exon. The record is from RefSeq and is a predicted model, not a curated record.
AUGCGUCUCGCCAAACUCUCGUUCAUCAUCCAGGCUCUGCUUCUGACCGCUGCGGCGGCUCAGAGUGCAGCGGCUAGCAACCUGCUCAGUGAUCUGACCGACGCCACAUCCAGUUCGGCCUCCGCUGAGAGCACCACUGCUGAGUCUACCACUUCUUCUACCUCGUCGACCUCGUCUGAGUCCACUACCUCAACCGAGCCCUCUUCUACUAGCUCAACUGAGCCCACUUCCACCUCCUCCUCCUCCACCUCCACCACCUCGUCUGUUGCUCCCUCCACCACGUCGCAAAAUGAAGCCCAGGCGACCACUUCCUCUACCAAGGAUCAAACUGCCGCCGCCACCACCGCCACCACCAGCUCAAAGGAAUCUACCACCUCUGCUUCUGAGACAUCCUCGACCACACAGACCCCGGUCGUCAAGACCAUCACCUCCUAUGAGACUGUCAGCGGCAGCACCAUUGCCAAUGUUAUGACCACCACCUCCACUCCUGUCUCGAGCGCAACAUCUCCCUCGCUCAACAGCGACAGCAAGGGCUCUUCCAGCAGCGGUGUCUCUUCGUCUGACAAGAAGAUCAUCAUCGGUGUCGUGGUUGGUGUCGGUGGAGCUAUCGUGCUGGGUGUUCUGGCUGUUGUGAUGUGGCGCAUCCAGAAGAAGCGCAGCGAGCAGUACAACGAUGAUGAUGAUGAUCUGAUGGGCGGUACCGCCGUCGGCAGUGGCCCUCGCGAGAAGGCCCCUAGCCCGUCAGGCGGCACCCCAUUCCGGAGCACACUGGACCAGUACCACAACCCUGGUCCCGUCAACGCUGCAUCCAACUUCUAA